Molecule: messenger RNA, 3274 nt
Organism: Fimicolochytrium jonesii
Lineage: Eukaryota; Fungi; Chytridiomycota; Chytridiomycetes; Spizellomycetales; Powellomycetaceae
Exons: 13
Coding region: 270-2849 (859 amino acids)
Biological process (GO): cell division
Molecular function (GO): protein binding
Source: RefSeq, a predicted model, not a curated record
AUUACCCCGUUUGAACCCUCACGCGCCAACGCGUCGCCUUUGGAAAAGUGGGGAGAAGUGGGGGGGCAGGAGAUCGUCCUCGACUUGCCCAUCAACGUCAAACGGACGAAACGGUCGUCGGGGUCCACCUCACCGCCGAUAGGCAAGCAGCUAUCACAUCACUUUUUUGGUUGACAUUGCGGAACAGUCAUUCGGCAUACUUUUAUCGUCACAAAACGGCCACGAAGACCGACACCGGCCUCCGAUACCGAACGACGAACGGGGCAGUCAUGACAUCCCAGGGGACCAGCGGGACGGGGAGGAUACCCACGCGGAGAGUGCCCGGGACCCGUAGCCGGGCGGCUGCGGGAACAACUGGUUCGACAAUUUCUGCAGGAUUGCGACCGCAUGCAGCCCGGGGGAACAAGUCUGAGAACACCAACUCGAAUGCAAUGCCUGGCGCAACGGUUACGAAAAAGGCGGCGGGGGCAGCGGCCGCUACUUCGAAAUCAAAGACGACGGCAGCAGCAGCAGCAGCUCCAACCACUCAAAUCAAUGCUACUUCUACUGCAACACCGUUUCUGGAUCGGUUGCGAUCUUGGCGGAAUACAGCUUGGGAACAAAGCUUGUGGCCAACGGCCGCUUAUUGGGGUGAUAAGAUACUGACUAUUGGAGGCGAAGCCGACGAUUACUACCGGCAAGCAAAGAUCUAUUUCGCAACGCAAGAGUACGGCCGCACAGAAUCACUGCUAUCAUCACGAAAAGACAUUUUGGACGCCAGCAUCCGCUGCAGAUACAUGGCCGCCCUUUGUGCGACGAAGCUCGGCAAGUGGGACGAGGCGGAGGACCUUCUAAGGCCCGAUACCUAUGACCGGGGUGAGCAGCCAAGGGAAGGGACCAUGAAGUAUGCACUAGCAUGCUUACUCUCAACGUACAACGUAGAUUCAGCAGUCUCCGGUGACGAAGACAAACAGUUUGCAGGUCCCAUGUGGUACUUGGCGGGAAUUGUGCAGAGCCAGAUAGGACAGAUGACCCGGGCGAAAGACUGCAUGAAGAAAGCGGUUCUUGCAGAUCCGCGUUCUAUGGAGGCUUUCAAAUGGCUGGCUGAAAACCAUGCAUUGGACUUGGAAGAAGAGAAAGCUUUCGUCCGGACAAUCGAUUUUUCUCAAUGCGGAGAAGAUGCAUCAUUCAUGGCGCUCCUCUACCAAAGCAACACCAGAGUGUACGAUGAGCACAAGGUGGUACAACUGGAAACCACGUAUAAGCUGAAGGGCAACCAUGAUAUGCUACAACGUCGCGCGGACGCCAUGUUCGAGCGAUGCAAAUACGCUCAAUGCUACGAGUUGACCUCCGCUAUCGUGAAACAGGACCCUCACAAUGCCCAAGUUGUGCCUGUACACAUCUCAGCCAUGAUGGAGCUCGGCUACACAAACGACCUGUUCUACUUCGCACAUUGGCUAGUGGACAACUUUCCGGAGCGGGCGUCGACGUGGUUCGCUGUUGGAACGUAUUAUUUAAUGAUCAAGAAGAAUCUGGAGGCGCGGAAGUACUUCAGCAAAGCCACACAAAUGAACGGCAGUUUUGGACCCGGGUGGUUGGGAUUCGCCCACUCCUUCGCUGCAGAGGGCGAAACAGAUCAAGCGAUUUCGGCGUAUGCCACUGCUGCGAAACUAUUCAACGGAAUGCAUCUUCCGCUGAUGUAUCUUGGAAUGCAUUACAUCAACCUACAGAAUUUUGACCUCGCACGGGAGUACCUGCUGCUUGCCGAAUCCAUCAACAAGACAGACCCGAUUCUCAUGAAUGAGUUGGGCGUUCUCCAUCUCAAGUUUGCCGAAUCUAUGCCAGAAAGCGGCAAAAUCAACUAUACACAGGCGAUCGAGUACUUUGAACGUGCUCUGAAACUGGCGGAAGAAGCCGACUAUGCAAAUGCACAAUGGGCAACGACGUGGUAUAAUUUGGCGCAGGCGCAUCGGAAAGCUGGCAACAUCGACCAAGCGAGGCGCUACCUCCGAAUGAUUCUAGACACGAAUAGGAACGUCGCAGAUGCGCACAUCCUUCUCGGGUAUCUGGAUCACUACGAAGGCAAAUGGGAGGAUGCUGCGGAACAUUAUCAACGAGCGCUUUCAUACAAACCCGACGAUGAUAUCUGUAAAGAUCUGUUGCAAGAAGCUGUUACUGCCUUCACAAGAGAAGCGGAAAGCAAGUGGCCGGCACUUCCACCAACGUCGAAAGACUUCUUCCUACCGCCCGAUAUGGAAAAGUACCGGCAUCUGCAAGACCCUCCGGAAGAGGACUUGUCAAUGAGUGAGGAGAUACUGGAUCCAGGUCCUGACGACGCUGACGAGCUGGCAGACCUCCAUGAUGGAGAUCAAAGUCUGCGGAACUCGUCGAAUGUGUUUGCCCAACCGAAUACCCCUGCCUCUCUCAUGUCAGCCGAGGAGAAGCGGCAAGCCUUGCUACGAUUUCCAAACGGAUUUGAUACCACGCCGUUAUUGCCACAACCCGCCUGGAUGACGAGCACAUACCAGCAAGUCAGCUCCAUAGCCUCCUCAACAUCCUCAACAUCCUCCAUGGUCCCAUCUCCAUCCUAUCGCGGUCCUCGCUCGUUACCCAUCAGUCGUCGUGGACUCCCUUCCAAUGCCGAUGCAACACCUCAAACCCUCCAUCAACAACACUCUGACUCCACGCCCAACGACCCAGUCGGACUGACAGAAACGCCGCCAAACGGAACACCGGCGAUGUCGCAUGGCCGCACCACCCUCCGUCGGUCUGCUCGUCACGGGCAUGGGCCGGCUUCGAGCGCGAGAACGCCGGGUACGCCGGGAGACGGAGACGUGAGCAUGGAUAUGGAGAUUGACGAAAUGGAGUGAGGAAGAAGUUUUGCUGGCUGUGGAUGCCACCGGGCGUAUGUAGAGUUUGAGCGUUUCCUGUGGGGAAAGGUGACAGCUGUGAGAGGUGUAUAUGAAGCUGCCGGAGCGGAGAGAAGAGCACAUGGUGCCACGGUUGAGUGUAGCUAGAUAUAAUAAUCGCAUUUUUGGCUUUUCCAUUAUCGCUCUGCGUCGCAGAUUGGUCGGAGUUUGGGGUUUGUUGUCGAAAGGAAACAGGUUUCGCCGACGAAUGAUGAAGGAAAAUAACAGAACCAUUGUGCGUUGCAGUAACUUGACGAAGGGAAGAAACGAAAGCCAAGCUAUCAUUGGCACACGGUGUUUGUGCCGGAAGAGUGACUGUGGAUAAACCGAACAUGGCAGUUUGUCCAAGCUUAUUACUUAGUGGCCAUGACAAACGCGUAAGACGC